Myxocyprinus asiaticus (Chinese sucker) is the source of this 4197-nucleotide messenger RNA. RefSeq names its product thromboxane A2 receptor-like. The transcript has 3 exons. Gene Ontology annotation, molecular function: thromboxane A2 receptor activity. The record is from RefSeq and is a predicted model, not a curated record. Gene Ontology annotation, cellular component: plasma membrane. Bases 232 to 1404 code for a protein of 390 amino acids. Gene Ontology annotation, biological process: positive regulation of blood pressure; positive regulation of cytosolic calcium ion concentration; positive regulation of vasoconstriction. NCBI's taxonomy places the organism in Eukaryota, Metazoa, Chordata, Actinopteri, Cypriniformes, Catostomidae.
AUAACAGUCAUGCGUGUUUUCAGCUCAACAUCAGAGGAGUGUAAGUGCUCAGGCAGGAUGGAGGUGAUAAGACGCACAUCUUGAAGGUCUUUGGUGUCACUGGAGAAAUGCGCUCUGGAGAACCGAGAACUUUCAUCCUUUGAGAGGCCCAAAGAUCUUUAGAUGUGAAGUUCACAAGAUGAAAUAAGCAAAAGAAGUUCCCUCUGGAGAAGCAACUCAUUUGCUGCCAUCAUGUUUUCGUCGUUCUUCUCGAACCAUAGAACUGCUGUAUCAUCCAAUGAAACUCCCCUGUGCUUUUCGAUCAACAGCCCCCCUUUUGAAUACAACCACACCAUUGCCUCUGCCUACUUCUCAGCAGUGUUUAGCGGACUUGGACUGAGCUCGAACCUCUUCGCCUUGGUGGUGCUAGCCAAGACGUUCCAUCACACCAAGAGCCGGUCCCGUUCCUCCUUCCUGCUGUUUCUCGGUGGCCUGGUGUUUACCGACUUCAUGGGACUCGUGAUCACUGGUUCCAUUGUGGUGUCCUUCCAUAUUACACACUUCAACUGGCGCGAGCUGGACCCCCAUUGCCACUUUUGCAACUUCAUGGGCAUGUCCAUGGUCUUCUAUGGCCUUUGCCCGCUGUUGUUGGGGGCCGCCAUGGCCAUGGAACGCUUUGUGGGGAUCAACCGACCCUUUGCUCGUUCUACCAACAUGUCCAAGAGCAGAGCCUUGUCAAUCGUCGCCAUGUUGUGGGUUACGGCAGGUUGUAUCAGCUUGUUGCCUUUGGUGGGGCUUGGAAGCUAUCACCUGCAGAUGCCUGGAUCAUGGUGUUUCCUGAACAUCAGCUCCAAACCUCUGGACAUGACCUUCAGUUUGAUCUUCUCACUGGUUGGUCUGCUGUCGCUGGUCAUGUCCUUCUUGCUCAACACGGUGAGCGUGAUUACACUUCUAAGGGUGUGUUGCGGGCAAGACGCCAGUCAACGGAGACGAGACUAUGAAGUGGAGAUGAUGGUACAGUUGAUCCUGAUCAUGGUCAUUGCAUCUAUCUGCUGGUGCCCUCUACUGGUGUUUAUUGCACAGACCGUGUUGUCGGGCAGCAGGCUCGAAGUUCGUUACCUGCUUCUCUGGCUUCGUUUUGCGUCGGGGAACCAGGUCUUGGAUCCCUGGGUCUACAUCCUGUUCCGACGUUCCAUACUGAAACAGAUUUACCCCAGAAUGGACUGGUCCCGUGGCUCAAUCGUCAGCAUGUACUCAUCAUUCUCCACCUCAGUUCGGAAGCUCACUCGUGCCUCUUUCGCAGGAACCCUUGGCGAUUUGGAUCAUGUCCGACAAAAUCCAGACGGAUCUAAACAGGAGGAUACUCCCUUAUCAGUACAAAUCACCUCUGGCUCUUCUCAAUCCUUUAGCAAUUUAAAGAGUUGAAACUUGUGUAGAUUGUACUACUGUAAUUAUUAAAUCUACUUUGUCAUGAAUUUGCAAAGACUGAAUUGCGCUGUUAGUGUUGUUUCUUUGCAUGCACUGUCUGCGUUGUUUUAGCACCCGACUCUAUAAAGCAAUUAUGCAAAUCAAGAUAACGACACCCAAAAACAUUCUGCAGAAUGCAAUUUGUGCAUCAUGAUUCUGAGUGCUAGGUUGUGGACGAUGCAGCAGAUUAUCGCGACUUCACGAUAUCGCUGGAUUGGGUCUUUAAAAUGCUGAAAAUUCGCUCAGCUACACUAGAUGGACGCCUGGUUAGAAUGCUCUUCAAAAUCGUUUGAUCAUCAUUAGAUGAAUAACUGUAGCAAUGAUCUCUAGAAAAUGAACAUAAACAUCUCUUUUAAACGAAAUUUCAUUUACCGCCUGCUUUCUGCGGGUGAAUAGCGCUGACUUGUGUGAAUAAUGCGUGUUUUAUAAUAAUUAAUUUACAUGGAAAGGACGCGUGUUUGCACUGCAAAGGAUGACAAUGGAAAUUGUUUAUGAAACAAGAGCAGAGCGAUUUUUGGUGUUGUUGUGAAAACCAUUCAAAAAUGCUAGGUUCUUACUUGGACUGUUGAUUUAAUGCAUUACUUUAGUUUGAUUAAUUAUAUUAAAAAAUGAUGUGUUAAGAAACGUGUUGCAAUUAAUUAUGCCUCCUUACCCGAAUGUUAAUUCCAUAAUUAAAGUACUUUUUUCCACCAUUGGAGCAAUUCAAGCUUGGAAGUACUUUGUGUGUUCGCGAGCCACGUCGGCAGGGGGCAGUCAGCGCGCCUCAACAAACCUCACAAGCAGCGCAGCCACCGAAUCCAAGUAGGUAUAGCUGCAAGCCGGAGAUCUCCACAAUGGGGCAGGGUUACUCCAGAAGGGGGUUGCACCAACUCCAAAAGGUAGUCUCACCGAAUCAGAGACUGUCUUGACAACUGGAUGGAGCACAGAAUAAGAUGCGAUUUUAAAACUAUCAAAUUAUUUUUCACUUGCCACGCAUCCUAAAACACAUCAUUUACGACUCUGAAAACCAAUGAGAAGCUCCAAAAGUGUCCGUCUGAUGCUUAUGUACAGUACAUAGACCGUCAAUUAAAAAUAGCACAUUCGUUCUAGUCAUAUUUUUAUGAAUCAGGCCCAUUGACUUAAUUUAGAUACAUGUUAUUCCAUCACAGAUAAACUGGUUAAACUGGAUUGCGAUGGUUUGUGAAUAAGAUGCAAGUUUUUGCGCUGAAAUACCGUGCUCAAAAGUGGCGCAACUGUAAAUUCGCCUCUAAGAAUGUGAAUUGUUUUCGGUUUCCACUGGUCUAAUGCCCGAGUAAACCCGUCCAUCAGGAAUGAAAUCAGAUGUUUGUGAUCUGCUGUGGAUCACACUCACUGUUCUCCACUCGUUCCUCUGAGCAAUGAGCUCAGCUUGUGGCGGAUCGAGAUGCAUCGUUUUCGGAGAGUCACUGAAGGCCGGUCUGGCCAAAAGACUUUUCAAGAAGGCCAUGUUUGAGCUGUCUUAAUGUGGCAAACUUGUAGUAAUUCAAAGCAUACACAUGGAGAGGGAUUAAACUGAGGCAAACUUACAGAUGUUGUUGUGGAAGCUCACAGACGGGUCUCAUUUCAGGAAUACUGCCCAGUACUGGCUUGCUUCCCAGACAUAUACACUCCCUUUGCUUGUCGUUAAAACUAUGAGGACCACACACUUUGUCAAAAUGGCAUUAAAACAAUUGUCUGCUUUUGAAUGCAACUAUGAAAGGAAUUCUGGUUUAUUUCUAGUCUAAAUGUGAAAAGAAGACUCUUGCUCGAUUUCAUCAUGGAAAGUUCUUGUCUUUUAGAGAAAAAAAUAGGUCGUUAAAAUUGUAUUACUAAUAUUUAACGUUAGCAUGGAACCCUAGCUCUGUUGCAAAACCUAAUGAGCUUGCUGUCUACUGCCUAUACCUUGCUGAAAAACAACUUAAACCAGCCUAAUCUGGUCUUACUUGGUUUAAGUUGUCUCUCAGCCCAGCCAAGCUGGUCUUUAGCUGUUAACCCAACCUGACCAGCUGAAAAGUACCCAAAACACCUUUAAAACCUUCAAACAAAUGAGCCAGACCAGGCUGGGAGAAAAGCUAAGACCACCAAACCAGCUUAGGCUGGUUUAAGCUGUUUUUUAGCAGUGUACAUGGGCAGCUGCCUUCUAAGUAACCGAUUUGAAGCACUUUUGGAGUAGCCUUUGCAUCGGGUGCACUUAUGAUGCCUUAAAAUGCUUACUACUUAGCCAGCUCCUAAAUAUUUUGAGAAAAUGUCUGGUAUUUUUUGGUAUGAUCUCAUAUUUAUGUUGAAUGUAAACAGUUGUGCAUUAUUAUUCUUGAUGUGCUAACCCAUACAGUAUGUUGCAUCAUAAUGGUCAUACUCAUGAUUCGUCCCACUUCUAUUUGGAUUGCGUUGGUCUGUCAGUCUGAAAAGCAUUUGCGUUGUUGUGACAGAUGACUUCUGGGAAGCAAUGUUGCUAGCAGAGCUAGUAGGUGGGAAAGGAAGAACCAGGAAAACAAACAAACAUGGAAUGUCUAGAUUCAUAUCUGCAUCCUCUUUCUAACUAAUUAUUGGCCCCAGGGGGCCCCUGUUUCACAGCCACUUAAGGAGCAUUCACACAGACUGAGAUUUAGCAGGGUGUGGACACGAAGCUGUAUAUCACAUUUUGUAAGAAUCGGUCACACGGUGGCGCUAUAAUAAGCUAAUUCGCAUUUUUGCUAAUAACGCCGCAACCGCAUAGGCUAGAAUAUAUUUUUUUAGUUUCUCAAAAUCAUUCAG